Messenger RNA from Paracoccidioides brasiliensis Pb18, 483 nucleotides. RefSeq lists its product as uncharacterized. The transcript has a single exon. The coding region runs from base 1 to 483 and encodes 160 amino acids. The record is from RefSeq and is a predicted model, not a curated record.
AUGUCGUAUCGCUUGGUUGAGCCUCACCCCUCCGUCCCUCGCUCCAAUCAUCCGGCGAUUCACACAGCUCGCGGGGGUGCCGGCAACAUCAUGUCCCUCAAAAACACCUCUACAACCCCUGGCCAAUCGGCCACAGGCCCGGCCUCAUUGACACGACUAGACAGCCGCACGCAAGACCGCUUUACGACUGGGCGAGGUGGCAUUGGCAAUGUUCACACGGGUAGUGAGCGGGCCAUCUUCAGUUUCGACGAGGAGUUGGAACGUCAGCUGCGCCGCGAGAAAGAAGUUGCCCCUGUUUUCCAUGUGGGCAGGGGUGGUGCUGGAAACACUGCAAUUCCCGAUACCUUUGGAUUCUCUCGCAAAUACAGCGGGGGCAGCUCGAGGAGCAUAUCUAGCACCAAGUCUAGCGGUGCAGAUGUGGCUAAGCACAAGGCGAGAAGGAGUCUCGAGAUGCGAUGGGGCAAGUUCAUGAGCUACUCGUGA